Messenger RNA from Drosophila santomea, 3986 nucleotides. It is a transcript of the gene lap, whose product is annotated as phosphatidylinositol-binding clathrin assembly protein LAP. Lineage: Eukaryota; Metazoa; Arthropoda; Insecta; Diptera; Drosophilidae. Gene Ontology annotation, molecular function: clathrin heavy chain binding; SNARE binding; 1-phosphatidylinositol binding. Gene Ontology annotation, biological process: clathrin coat assembly; synaptic vesicle budding from presynaptic endocytic zone membrane; clathrin-dependent endocytosis. The transcript has 16 exons. Gene Ontology annotation, cellular component: clathrin-coated pit; extrinsic component of presynaptic endocytic zone membrane; clathrin-coated vesicle. The record is from RefSeq and is a predicted model, not a curated record. Bases 416 to 2803 code for a protein of 795 amino acids.
GGACGCAUUAGGACGUUGCUCAUACACUCGCUCCAUUUGCCAGUCGCCAUUAUCGAUUUGUGGCAGAGGAAAAAUAGAGAAUUAAAAAAUCGCGUUUCAGCGUUAGGUACCGGUUAGAGAGCGCAUUAAUCGCGGCGUUAAAUUGUGAAGUGAUUGUGACUUAUAAACCACAAAAUCCUUACCGUUCGUUUUUUUCGUGAAACCCGUGUAGCAGAGUUUUCCCGUUCGAAAUAUUCUCAAUCAAUCAAUACCUUUCUGUCUCUCGCUCGCUUCAUACGUGUGUGUGUUUCUCUCUCUCUCUCUGUAUCUGCUUGUGAGUGUGUGUGUCGGUGUGGUCUGCUCCUUAGGUGCAUAAUUAAAUUAAUCAAGUAAAUAAAAGCCAGCGAGCGGGAGCAGGAACAACAACAGCUUCAUCAUGACCAUGGCAGGGCAAACGAUCAACGACAGGCUGCUGGCCGCCCGUCACAGCCUUGCGGGCCAAGGACUCGCCAAGUCCGUUUGCAAGGCCACUACGGAGGAAUGCAUUGGUCCGAAGAAGAAGCACUUGGACUAUUUGGUGCACUGCACAAACGAGCCGAAUGUGUCAAUACCUCAUCUGGCCAAUUUACUUAUCGAGCGUUCACAGAAUGCCAACUGGGUGGUCGUCUACAAGUCGCUGAUAACCACACAUCAUCUGAUGGCAUAUGGCAAUGAGCGGUUUAUGCAAUAUCUUGCCUCUAGCAAUUCGACAUUCAAUCUCAGCUCCUUUCUGGAUAAAGGAACUGUACAAGAUGGUGGCAUGGGCGUUCCUGGUGGCAGAAUGGGUUACGAUAUGUCUCCCUUUAUUCGGCGCUACGCCAAGUAUUUGAAUGAGAAAUCGCUCUCCUAUCGAGCCAUGGCCUUUGACUUUUGCAAAGUCAAACGGGGCAAAGAGGAAGGCUCGCUACGCAGCAUGAACGCGGAAAAGCUUCUAAAGACUUUGCCAGUUUUGCAGGCACAAUUGGAUGCACUUUUAGAGUUCGACUGCCAAUCCAACGACUUGUCCAAUGGCGUCAUCAAUAUGAGCUUUAUGCUCUUGUUCCGCGAUCUCAUACGAUUGUUUGCUUGCUACAAUGAUGGCAUUAUAAAUUUGCUUGAAAAAUAUUUCGACAUGAACAAGAAACAUGCCCGCGAUGCGCUGGAUCUUUAUAAGAAGUUCUUGGUGCGAAUGGAUCGUGUUGGAGAGUUCUUAAAAGUGGCUGAGAAUGUGGGCAUAGACAAGGGUGAUAUACCCGAUUUGACCAAGGCGCCCAGCUCGUUGUUAGAUGCCUUGGAGCAGCACUUGGCCACGCUUGAGGGUCGAAAAGUAUCCGCUGCUAAUACUCCUACACAGUCAUCGAGUAAUCAGCGUAAUGUAAAAUCCGCUGUAUCUGCCCUGUCUUCUACCAGCUCGGCUUUCGGUACUGCAGCUGCGUCCAGCAAAUUUGAUACCACCAACGGCAUUGACGAGCAGCUUAAGGCCCAGGUUUUGGCCGAAGAGGAGGCCGCUAUGAACCAGUACAAGUCCAAGGUGUCGUCGCCCACCAGCAGCGGUGCUACUGGCGCUAGCGCUGCACUAACAAAUCCAUUUCUAUCGUCGCCGCCAGCCGCGCAGGCUGGCCAGCCGAUAGUUGAUCUGUUCGGUGCCGCGUCUGCGCAGCCCGCUGCUGCUGCAGCAGCCACCAAGGCCUCCGACGAUCUGCUGCAGUUGGGCAAUCCUUUCGCAGACAUGUUUGAAGGCGGAGCAGCUGCUGUUGGAGCCACAGGUGCUGCACUCAAUGCCAAUAAUUUGUGGAUGCAUAAUAAUGGUUUCAAUGGAGCAUCAGUUUCCUCCGCUGCUGCUACAAAUGCAUUCGUUUCCGAUAGUAAUUUCUCAUCCGUAUUUGGUAAUACGGAACCGGCAGCUUCAACGUCGUUGCCAAAUCCAUUUUUUGAUGACAUGUCGUUGCCCCAAGUCUCACUCUCUGCUGAAUCUGUUGCUGCACCCUUUGGCAACAAUAUAAAUUUUAUGGAUCAGCAGAUGCAACCACAACAACAAGCGGCUUUAUAUGUGCAGCAGCAGCAACAGCAGCUGCAACUACAGCAGCAGCUGCAACACUGGCCGCAACAGCAAGCGAUAUUGCCACCUUCCAUGUCAGCAGCUCAGUUUCCACCAGGCUUCGAUGCCUUGGGCGAUGUCCUCAAGCCGGCCUCAGCCAGCAACAACAGCAAUCAAAUGAACGUUGUCGCCGCAGGUUACUCCAGCAAUAGCAGUUCGAUCCUAACGUUACAACAGCAGCAGCACCAGCAGCAACACCAGCAGCAAUACCAGCAGCAACACCAGCAGCAACAGCAGCAGCCACCAGCUGGCACUGGAAAGAUAAUUACCGGCGACUUGGAUAGUUCACUAAUGUCACUCGUUGAUAACUUAAAUAUUAACAAAACGGCAAGUGCAAAACCCGUGCAAUGGAAUUCACCUAAAAAUACAGCGAAACCAGGUGCUAAUUGGACACCCCAACCAAUGGCGGCUACUACUGGUGCUGGCUACCGUCCAAUGGCACAUGGCAUGACCGUAAGUCCUGCGCCAAUCACAAUCAAUCAUCCGUAUAUACAUGCUAGUUAUCCUGUAAUGCCAAAUUAUAUGCAGGGAAUGACGGUGAUGGGACAGCCAAGUAUGAUGGGGCAGGCAGCAGCCCCUUUGACUGGGGUGCAACCGACGAUGAUGGCGGCGCCGCACAGUAAUGCAACAGGCAUCAUGCAACCCAUCCAGCCAACGCAGAAUGGCAGCAAUAAAGGCGUCCCACUCGACCCAUUUGGUGCGUUAUAAGCGGUCCCUAAGGAGCUCAUACGUGCAACCCACUCACUCACUCAGUCUGAGCGCCCCAACCUCAUAGACGGCAUAUAUCCAACCACACUCACAGACACAAACGCGUAAUGAAAUAUUAAAUAAACCCAUAAUUAUAUAUUAUAUAAACGUGCAAGUGAAAAUCAAGAUCUUAAAAUUGCAGUAUGUAUCCUGUUUACCCAAUGAAACAGAAAAAAUAUAUAAAGUUUAUGGAAAAAGCAGCAACAAUUUCAAACACAAAUGAGACGGAAGCAGAUAAGAAAAUAUAUUAUAAUGUUGAACAUUGAGAAAACACGAAAAAUGCUAUAUACAUACAUAUAUAUAUAUAUAUAUUUAUAUUAUUACUAUUUAAAUGAAAGCAAAUAAGUUUGACUAUUUAUAUGUAUACACCAAUUUAUAUACUAUGCUUAAACGAAUGAAGAGAAAGCAAAAGCUAAAACGAAACAAUUUCCCACAAAAGCUAACGGAAAGUAACCUAUGUGAAAUAUACCUAUUAACUUAAAAAUAAGUCUUUACGAAACCUGUAGUUGUGUCCUACGCCAAUCAUUAAACACACGUUGAAUUAUCUAGUGCAACUACGUUAACUGUCUCAAAACAAAAUUAAGAUCGUAUUUUCAAACGCAAUCGAAGUGCUUGCGCAGCCUAACGUAAUAAUUUGCAAUAUUUUAAUCCGUCUGUCAAUGCUUUCCUGUUAUUUUUAGUCAUUUCUUGUGACUAAAUAUGUACCUAUUAUACUUUUUAAAGUUUUGUUAAGCAAUUUAUGAUUUAUUAAACGGCAAAUAUAUGUAAAUGCAUUCCAAACUAGCUUCAAUUUUGUCCAAAUUUAAUUUGCGAAGGAGAAAACAUAUGUAAUUAUUAAGUAUUAUUUAUAAAAAAAAUACAAGCAACGCUUAUGUAAAAUGUGUUGUUAAUAUGUUUAAAUUCUAGAAAACCACAACGUUUAUUUAAUAUGUGUUAUACUUUAGUACGUACGUUGUGUUAGAAAUUUAUUUAAUUGCUUCUAGUACUCGAUAGAAAACUGACAUCAUAUACGUACAUAGUUCAUUUCAAGAAUGUGUAUAUAAAGCAUAAGACGUGAAUGUAGAACUUUUCCUGCUACGCGACAAGCUGAGCUAUGUUUAAAUAAAAUUUAUAUAAAUUAUAUGAAAUAUUAAUUUAAUAAUAA